AUGGAGACGAUGGCUGCGUAUAUUGGGCAAACAAAUAUCGGCCUGGGGUUGGAUGUGAACCGCCGCAGGCCAGCAACGCAAGGAGGUGACCAAGCCGGAGCUCGAGACAGAACCGACAAUGGAUCCCGUCUGGGGGCAAGUUCUGCUUUCGAAAGACCGUGGCAAUUAAACGGGACAGGACCGACCACACCGAGAAUAAUACCUCAAGAGACUGAAGACUAUUUGCAGGCUCGACCACUACCGUUGCAGCGCACCAAGAGUGACCUAGGCCCACGACGCAAAGAAGGUUCCCUCAAUCCACCGUCCGAAGACAAGCUGGCCCAUAUUCGACAUGGUUGGGACGAUGAAUACACAUCGAAUGAAUACCUGUCAUUGUUGCAUUCGACAUUUUACAUGUACUACACCGAAAAACGACAUGAGAACAAUGGUUCGCAGUCGGAGGAAUCCAAGAGGUUUCCCAGCGUGGACUGGCGCAUGAAAGAUAGGAUGAAGACUGUUUCAGCCGCGCUGGCGAUAUGCCUCAAUAUUGGAGUAGAUCCUCCCGAUGUGAUCAAGACAAAUCCGACUGCGAAGCUCGAGGCAUGGGUUGACCCAACGGGAAGCAGCGGCGGGACCACGAAGAUCAUGGAGCAGAUCGGCAAACGCCUUCAAGAACAAUACGAAUCAUUGAGUCUGAGAACGAGAUACAAACAGUACUUAGAUCCUUCGAUCGACGAGACCAAACGGUUCUGCAUAUCCCUGCGGCGCAAUGCGAAAGAUGAACGGGUAUUGUUCCAUUACAACGGCCAUGGCGUUCCUCUCCCGACUGCCUCGGGCGAGAUCUGGGUCUUCAACAAGAAUUAUACUCAAUACAUACCAGUCGGUAUAUAUGAUCUACAGUCAUGGCUUGGAGGUCCCAGUCUUUUUGUCUAUGAUGUCUCCCACGCUGGCAACAUCGUCCACAACUUCGAUACGUUCCUCGCCAAGCACGACAAGGAGAAUGAGGAACUCAGAAAACGAGAUCCGAAUGCUCCCAUUCAGAACUACGGGGAUUGCAUCCAACUGGCCGCGUGUGGCAGAACCGAGAUGCUGCCGACCAAUCCCGACCUACCGGCCGAUUUGUUCACAUGUUGUCUGACUACACCAAUUGACAUCGCGUUGCGAUACUUUGUUCUCCAGAACCCACUGCCCAAUGGUCCGGCCCUCGAAGAUGGAAAGAUUCCAGUCCCGGGCCGUUUACAGGAUAGACGGAGUCCGUUGGGAGAACUCAACUGGAUCUUUACAGCCAUCACUGAUACUAUCGCGUGGAAUAUUUUACCGAGGGCGCUUUUUAAGAAACUCUUUCGCCAGGAUCUAAUGGUCGCGGCACUCUUCCGCAACUUCCUCCUUAGUGAACGAAUCAUGAGAGCAAAUCAUUGCCAUCCUAUAUCAUCACCACCUCUUCCUGAAACACAUCGACAUCCACUCUGGCAGAGUUGGGAUCUCGCCAUUGAAAUGGUCCUGCAUCAACUACCCAUGCUUCGAGAGGCCGAGGAAGGGAAGCGUGUGUAUGAAUAUCAACACUCAUCGUUCUUUUCAGAACAACUUACCGCAUUUGAAGUGUAUCUGAGCUCGGGACCGACCAAAGAUCAUGCCCCAGAUCAGCUACCGAUUGUUCUGCAAGUCCUCCUGAGUCAAGUCCACCGUCUACGGGCUUUGAUUUUGUUGAGCAAGUUCCUCGACCUUGGUCCUUGGGCCGUCCAUCUGGCACUGAGCAUUGGGAUCUUUCCUUAUGUCGUUAAGCUCCUCCAAGCGGCGUCACUGGAACUCAAACCUGUCAUGGUCUUCAUUUGGGCUCGCAUCAUGGCGGUUGAUUAUACGGUGCAGAGCGAUUUGCUGAAGGACAACGGCAUCCAUUACUUUAUCUCCAUCAUGAAUCCUCGUUCAGACAUUCCUGUCGGCAAUGCCAGCGAACAUCGAGCCAUGUGCGCCUUCAUUGUGGCCACCUUCUGCAAAAAGUAUCCUCCAGGCCAGACUGUUUGUCUGCUGCCCGAACUUUUCAAUGCCUGUUUGCUCAACAUGGCAGAGCCCGAAAAUCCUUUGCUACGACAAUGGUCUUGCUUGUGUUUGAGCAUGUUGUGGUGCGACUAUUCAGACGCCAAGUGGAUGGGCAUCCGAUGCAUGGCUCAUGCUAGACUUUGUGAGCUGUCUCUUGACCCGGUCCCGGAAGUUCGAGCAGCACUGCUCCAUGCUUUGACCAACUUCCUGGGGAUCCCGGAUUUGACCGACCAGGUUUCUCAAAUUGAGGAAGGAAUUGCGUCGUCGGUCCUUUUCAUGACUUCCGAUGGCAGCACAUUGGUGCGAAAAGAGCUGGUCGUGUUCCUUUCCACCUUCGUGAAACGGUACGAAAACAGGUUCAUCGUGGUGGCAUACGAACAACUUGUCGAAGAACGGGAGAGACAUCCAUACAAGGAGACGGAGUCGAAUAAAUUCGGUACUCGCGAUACUCGCGCCUCGGUUCCGAUUUCGGCAAACACCAUAUACGGUGCUAUCUGGGUCCAAAUUUUGAUUUUGUCUGUUGACCCUCACCCAGAAAUUGCCAGAAACGCCUCUCUCAUCGUGGAUUAUGUGCACGAAACUUUGAUCAAUUCGCCCAUGAGUCAGAUGGCAUUGACAGUCAUCGACGACCUCUUAAGAUUCUCGAAAAGAGAAGAGUCCCAGCUCAAGAAGAUCCCAUCUCGAGAUUCGCUCAGAGCUGUCGACAAACGGCAGGGCACUCCCCCCCCACAGCUACCAAAACAACAAAGUUAUCUAUCCCUGAGCCUGAAAAAAGCGGGCAGCUCCCUCCGGAGUCUCGCGUUUGGUGCCCCCUCGGAAGAUGCCAGUAGUUCGAGAGACACCACUCCUCAGACAUCGCCCACCAAAAAUCGGGAGCAUGUCCAUCCUGUGAAUACUCCCAGGGCCCGUCUCCCACCGGAAUGGAGUCGUCCCCCAGAGACUCCUGACGCCUCGAGCACCUCGGGAUCAUACCAACCAGCGCCUCUACCCCUGUCGGCCGGGUUCGUUCCCUUGGACCCGAAUAUAAAGCGGCGCACACCCCUUCAAAGCACUCUCCUAGAGUGGUCCACCGAAUACUUCCGCGAACCGCAAAUGCGACCCAAUGACCCUGAUGAGCCUGGUUCCGCUGACUACAAUUCCCGACUUUGGCGACGUAAUCGCAAUGAGAAAAUCAUCGCCGACAAUCAACCUCUAAAGGGCGUGGCCGGUAGUUCGAAGUGGACUCGCCUGGAAGGAUUCCUAAACAACCAGAACCAGCCGAUGAAAAUGACGUUCCAUCAAUUUGAUGAUCAUCUAGCCGUCACCGAUGACAGAGAUACCGUCAGCAUCUGGGAUUUCCAAAAGAACGAACAACUGAGUCGUUUCAGCAACGGCAACCCGGCAGGAAGCAGGAUUAAUGAUGCCAAAUUUCUCAAUGAAGAUGAUCAACCCCUUUUGAUGGUGGGUAGUUCUGAUGGCGUUCUGAAGGUCUACAGGAACUAUCAGAGUUCAACAGAAGUCAAGGUCAUUACGGCGUUCAGGGCCUUGACGGAGCUGAUUCCCAGCAACAAGAAUGCCGGUUUAGUAUUCGACUGGCAACAGGGACAAGGCAAGGCGUUGGUGGCGGGCGACGUCAAGGUCAUCAAAGUCUGGAAUGCCGCGACAGAACUCUGUGUCGGCGAUAUUCCGGCUCGAAGUUCCAGCUGCGUCACGAGUUUGACCAGCGAUCAAGUGGCCGGACAGAUCUUCAUCGCCGGCUUCGGAGACGGUGUAAUCAGAGUCUUCGACCAACGUCUCAACCCACGAACGGCCAUGGUCAAGAUCUGGCGGGAACAUCGUCAAUGGAUCACCAACAUCCACAUGCAACGCGGCGGCGUGCGGGAACUCGUCUCCGCGUCGCGAAACGGCGAAGUCAAACUCUGGGAUCUGCGCAAUGACAGAUCCGUUCUCACCAUGAACGGAACCUCGUCGUCGCCGUCGAAGUACGAGUAUAUCGACGCCUCCACCGGUCCGGUCGAAAAAGGAAAUCCCCCGUCCACGCCUGCACAUACCUCCACCACGCUUUUGCGCAGCUUAUCUGUACAUGAACAUGCGCCUGUCUUCGCAAUUGGCACGGAUAAACACGAAGUCAAGAGUUUCAACACCACCGGCGACGCGCUUGGCGUCUUUGAGCCUUUGCCCAGCCGUCUAGCGCAGGUGGUCGGUGGAAGUUUUGCGGGUCGUGGGUAUCAGAGUCCCAUCGUCGCUACCGCGUAUCAUCCGCACCGCAUGCUGUUGGCUUGUGCGGCGUUGGGCGACGGACAUGUUAGUUUGGUGAGUUAUUGA
This is a messenger RNA of Rhinocladiella mackenziei CBS 650.93, 4320 nucleotides long. RefSeq lists its product as uncharacterized. The record is from RefSeq and is a predicted model, not a curated record. Gene Ontology annotation, biological process: cellular response to amino acid stimulus; positive regulation of cell growth; positive regulation of protein serine/threonine kinase activity. Gene Ontology annotation, cellular component: cytoplasm; TORC1 complex. The coding region runs from base 1 to 4320 and encodes 1439 amino acids. The transcript has a single exon. Gene Ontology annotation, molecular function: protein-macromolecule adaptor activity; protein binding. Lineage: Eukaryota; Fungi; Ascomycota; Eurotiomycetes; Chaetothyriales; Herpotrichiellaceae.